AUGAAUCAUCCUGAACUGUCACAGGGUUGUGACUCCCAAAUGAGCAUGUCAGAAGCAUCCUGCAGUGAAAGUAUCUCCUCUUGUCAAUCUUUGGCACAUGGCUCAGCUCCAGAAAUCCUCAUCGGACUGCUUUAUAAUGCCACAACUGGAAGACUAGCAGCAGAAGUGAUAAAAGGCAGCCACUUCAAAAACUUGGCAGCAAACAGACCACCCAACGGACUGUUCUGUUGUCUAAAACACUUGAUAGGUGGACAGGUUUAUAUAAUACGAGAUACAUUUGUUAAGCUGACAUUGCUGAAUUCCAUGGGUCAAGAGAUGUCCAAAUGCAAGACAUCCAUCCGAAGAGGGCAGCCAAAUCCGGUCUACAAGGAGACCUUUAUUUUUCAAGUGGCACUAUUUCAGCUGUCCGAUGUUACACUUAUAUUAUCUGUGUAUAACAAACGCAGCAUGAAGCGAAAGGAAAUGAUAGGCUGGAUUUCUUUAGGUUUGAACAGUUCUGGUGAAGAGGAACUGAACCACUGGACUGAGAUGAAAGAAUCAAAAGGACAGCAAAUAUGUAGGUGGCAUUCAUUGUUAGAAUCUUAAUGUAAAACUGGGGCCCCACAGAAUGUCAAAUUGUUGUUUUGGUGCAGCUAAGAGACUCCUACAGAAAUUACAAGUUCAACAUUCCUCUUCAAAAAAAUGCACAAAAUGCUGUGAAGAAAUACGAACUUCCACAUUUUAAUUUAACAUUACUGAUUUUUUUUUAAAAGCACCAGAUAAAGAAGACAGCAACCACAAGUCUUUAUCAUGAAACUUUUAGGAUUCUUCUCACCUAUCCUUAUUUUGAUUAACUUAUGUAACUUUUGUGUAAAUUCUUUAUUCCUAUGAAAUUCUCUGAUUGUAUUGUUCUUUUUCUUUUAGUGGUGCUAUGCUGUGUGUUGUAGGUGAUCUAUCAAGAAGCAGAUUUGGAGGGGGAAAGAAGAAUGGUUAAAUGGCGGAAGGAAGCCCAACAAUAGGAAAGAAAAAUUGUAACGUAGGUUUGUAGUAGUAGAGGUAUUAUUUUUUCCAUUCUUAGUGACUUAACAUUUCUGACAGUGUAAUUCUGAAGACCAUUAGAGUUGCUAUGCAAGAGAAGCUAGAUGCUGACUACUUAUCAGAUUCUCUGUGGUCUCUGCUUUAAGCAGGAUUUUUUUUUCCCCAGGGAGCUGAAGCUGUUUUGAAAGAGAAUCACCAUUUAUGGUGUAGAGACACAUAACUUUCACUCUUGAUAAAUAGGCUUUUGUAUUAUUUCAAAAGCUUGUGAAACUUGUUUGACCAGAGGUAUAAGUCUCACCUCUUAAAAAUUACUGGGAGGGUGUCUUCAGUUUAACAUAUCUAUGAUGCAGGAUUAUUCAUUGUGUGCCUUCUUUGGAUCUUAAUGAAAUAGGACCCAGUGUAAGCACUGAGCACUUUUCAAUUUUCUGAUUCCUCAUUUGCCAGCUUGAAAGCACAGGAUCCAAAGAUUUGCACAAGGGAGCUUUGGAUAUGUGAUUUUGAAAUAGCAGAGUUCUAUUGUUUGAAACUGUGCUUCCACAUAGAUGUUUCUAAUGGUACUAAUCAAAAGAUAUUGUGUGACUGUUCCAUCUUUCCUUAAUAAAAUUUCUAUGCUCAGAAGAAAAAGGGAAGAAGCUGAGGAAAAAACAUGGAGGUUUACAAGUAGAAGACAACAAUAUCUCACUUCCCCAUAAAAUUCCAUGAAUGAGGUAGGGCAAAGCAGUGUGAUGUGGUGGUGGUGGGGUCUAUUCUUCAAAGGAAAAAAGUAAAACAAUUCACUGGACAGCCACAAGUCCCUGGACAUAACUAAAGUAGCCCCCUUUACCCAGUAUAAGAGGUUUAGAGAACCUGAUGAAAUCUUGCAGGCGGUUUCUGUCACAGAUGGCUCAGUGAUACUAAAGGUGCUUUUGUUUAGGUAAGAGAAGGAAGGAUUUGGUUCAUAACUGCUUUUUAAUUAAGGCAGUUGGUCUUUAUAUGAAUUAUGGUUAUUGGAAGUUCAAAAUCUAAGUAAUACAUAAAUAUUUUUUUAAAUGGAAAGUUUUAGAAAUUCAAUGAUGAUAAAAUUUGGGAAUUACAAUGCCUGGGAAUAACAAGGUUUGGGUAAUUUUAGAUAAUGAGGGAAUAAACUGCUAGCACUUGAGAUGUAUUUAGUCCCAGCAGUUAAUUCACUUUCUUUCUCCCUCACACAUGCACACAUGCUUGAAAAGGGUAGUUUCAUGAAUUACAAGAGUUGAAGUAUCCAGGAAAGUAUUAUGAGCUUCCUUACUCAAGAAUUCUUGCAGUAAAUGGUUUCACUUCUUUCUUUUCAACAAUUGCAAGAUUUCAGUUACACUGAAGGUCAAGACACUGCUUGCCAUGAAUAUAGUGGUGAGAUCAUGACAAAAGGGAGUAUAACUUAAAUAAACACCUAGAAUGCCUAUGGAAUCUAUUUUGGUUAUAAACAUAGUUAGAACUGAUGAAUUUUUAUUCAAGUGCCAGCUUUGGCUGAAGUGAAGCUGAAAAAAAAAGGAUCAAUGCAUUUCCUUUUGUACUUAGAAUAGACUGAUUGAGCAAGUACAUGUUUAUUACUCUUACCCACAAUAAUAUUGAAUGCUGCUACGUUUGAGAUCAAAGACUUUCCAGUAUUGCAUGACUGGAUACAAGUCCAUCAAACGAAGGAUGUGUAAUGUUCCCGGUUUCAACAAUUUUAACAACCUCCUUAAAAUUUCUCAGCUGUAGUCUUUAAAUUGUUAUUCAGUGCCUUUCAUGUUUCACUACUUAAAUUUGUAACUAUAAUGUGAUGCUGAAUUGAUUGAUUUUAAAGAUUUACCAAAUUAUUUUUCCUGUGUUGCAUGAAAUGUAUAGCAUAAGAAAUGUAAUUUUGUUAACAAAUACU
Messenger RNA from Python bivittatus (Burmese python), 2890 nucleotides. The record is from RefSeq and is a predicted model, not a curated record. NCBI's taxonomy places the organism in Eukaryota, Metazoa, Chordata, Lepidosauria, Squamata, Pythonidae.